This is a messenger RNA of Rhinolophus ferrumequinum (greater horseshoe bat), 908 nucleotides long. It is a transcript of the gene IFNE, whose product is annotated as interferon epsilon. Lineage: Eukaryota; Metazoa; Chordata; Mammalia; Chiroptera; Rhinolophidae. The record is from RefSeq and is a predicted model, not a curated record. The coding region runs from base 1 to 582 and encodes 193 amino acids. Gene Ontology annotation, biological process: response to exogenous dsRNA; humoral immune response; defense response. The transcript is spliced from 2 exons. Gene Ontology annotation, cellular component: extracellular region. Gene Ontology annotation, molecular function: cytokine activity; type I interferon receptor binding.
AUGAUUAACAAGCACUUCUUUGAAAUCAUGUUGGUGCUGCUGGCCACUUCCACUGUCUUUUCCCUAGAACUGAAAAUGGUUCUCUUUCAACAAAGAAGAGUGAACAGAGAAAGUGUAAAACUUUUGAAUAAGUUGCCAACCUCAUCAAUGCAGCAGUGUCUACCACACAGGAAAAACUUCCUGCUUCCCCAGAAGUUGGUGAAUCCUCACCAGUACCAGAAAGAGCACACACUGGCCAUUCUUCAUGAGAUACUUCAGCAGAUCUUCAACCUCUUCAGGACAAAUACUUCUCUGGAUGUUUGGGAGGAGAGCCACGUGGAGAAGUUCCUCACUGAACUUCAUCAACAGCUGGAAUACCUAGAAGUGCUCAUGGGACUGCAAGCAGAGCAGAAAAGUGGCACCAUAGAUAGUGAGAACCUUAGGUUGCAGGUUAAAAUGUACUUCCGAAGGAUCCACGAUUACCUGGAAAACCAAAAAUACAGCAGCUGUGCCUGGACCAUUGUCCGAGUAGAAAUUAACCGGUGUCUAUUCUUUGUGUUCCGACUCACAGGAAAGCUGAGCAAACAAGAAAUGGACCCUUGAACCAUGUGAAGCAAGAGGCAACUGCAGGCUUUAAAAGCAUAGGGUGAAGAGAAGACUUUAAGUAUUAUGAUUUGCUCAAAGUAACAGCAAGCCACAGAGAUAGCAAAUGCCCGAGAAAGAUUCCCUCCCAAGUCUGCCUGACUUGAAAGCCAGCACUAUGUUCUAAACACCACCAACCUCAACGACAUCAUACUAUAUCACUGCAAAGUAAUGAUAGCACUAAUGAUAAUAAUUUCAUCUUGAUUUUUCUUAUUCAAUUUCACACACUCUCUGCAGUCCUCGGUUAAAGAAAGGACAUUUUCUCCACCUGGACGUUUCUUUCUUAA